AUGAUUUCAGAUACAGACAACCAGCGCGUGAUCAUUCACGUAAAGGACGUGAACGAUGAGCCUCCAUACUUCAUCAACCGACCGCUGCCAAUGCAGACUGUGGUCCAACUCAAUGCGGCCCCCAACACACCAGUCUUUACUCUUCAAGCGAGGGAUCCUGAUACAGAUCACAACAUCCACUACUUCAUAGUCAGAGAUAGAACUGGAGGGAGGUUCGAGGUUGAUGAGCGGUCGGGUGUCGUCCGUACGAGGGGAACUGAUCCAUUUCAACUAGACAUGGAGUAUGUGCUGUAUGUGAAAGCGGAAGAUCAGAGUGGUCGUUUGCCCAGUUAUGAAGCGGAAAUUGCGGAAAAUCAGAAAAAAGAUUCAGAUAUAAUUUCGGUGAAAGCGAAGUCAUUUGCUGACCGUGAAAUCCGUUACACGCUGAAGGCUCAGGGGCAAGGAGCAGGAACAUUCAACAUUGGCCCUUCAUCUGGUAUCGUGAAGCUCGCUAAAGAAUUAGAUUUCGAAGACCUGAGACAACCGCACGUGUACUCUCUAGUGGUCACCGCGACAGAAGAUUCUGGAGGAUUUUCCACGUCUGUUGAUUUAACAAUACGCGUCUCUGACGUCAACGAUAACGCUCCCAAGUUCGAGUUACCAGACUACCAAGCACACAACGUCGAUGAAGACAUUCCGCUGGGCACAAGCAUCCUUAAAGUGAAAGCUAUGGACGCUGACUCUGGGAAGAACGCUGAGAUUGAAUAUUUAGUUUCAGAUGAUCACUUCAGUGUCGAUUCUAACGGAAUCAUCACUAACAACAAGCAGUUGGAUGCUGACAAUAACAACGCUUACUACGAGUUUGUGGUAACUGCAAAGGAUAAGGGAGAACCAGCAAAAACUGGAACUGCUACAGUUAGGGUAUAUACGAAGAACAAAAACGAUGAAGAACCUAAAUUUUCUCAACAAGUAUAUACGCCUAAUGUAGAUGAAAAUGCAGGUCCCAAUACUUUGGUCACCACUGUUGUUGCGUCAGAUAAAGAUGGGGAUAAUGUUCGCUUUGGUUUCGUCGGAGGUGGCACAAGCUCAGGCCAAUUCGUAAUUGAAGAAAUAACUGGAGUCAUACGAUUACAUAAUAAAGCUAUAUCGUUGGACAGAGAUAAGUAUGAGCUGAAUGUCACAGCUUUAGAUGACGGCGCAUGUUGCGUUAACGGCGAUGCGACCAUACACACGUCUACUGCAGUCGUCGUUGUAUUUAUAACUGAUGUAAAUGAUAACAAGCCGAUUUUCAAGGAUUGUCCAACGUAUUUCCCUAAAGUCGAAGAAGGUGCACCGAAUGGUAGUCCUGUGAUAAAAGUACACGCCACGGACGAAGAUAAAGGAGUUAAUGGACAAGUCAAAUAUUCCAUUGUUCAGCAGCCUAAUCAAAAGGGUACAAAAUUCACGGUUGACGAAGAAACAGGCGAAGUGUCCACGAACAAAGUGUUCGAUAGGGAAGGGGAUGAUGGGAAGUUUGUUUCAGUUACAGUCAAAGCUACAGAUCAAGGCGACCCAUCGUUGGAAGGAGUCUGUUCUUUCACCGUUGAAAUCACCGAUGUUAACGAUAAUCCACCGUUGUUCGAUCGACAAAAAUACGUCGAGAACGUAAAACAAGAUGCUAGUAUAGGCACAAAUAUCUUAAGAGUAUCAGCAUCUGACGAAGAUGCUGAUAAUAAUGGAGCGAUCGUUUAUACUUUGAGCGCUCCUUAUAAUCCGGCUGACAUAGAAUACUUUGAGAUCCAACCUGAAUCAGGAUGGAUAGUCUUAAAGAAACCGUUAGACCGGGACAGGUAUCGCCUGCGCGUCCGCGCCUCCGACAGAGGGGACCCGCCGUCCUCCGCAGACGUGGACGUUGAAUUAGACGUGGUAGACAGGAACAAUAAACCUCCCAUCUGGGACAUGUCCACGUAUGGCCCCGUUCACAUCAAAGAGAAUGUCACAGUGGGUACCGUAGUGACCAGUGUGAAAGCAAGGUUGCGAGAGACGUACAAGUUGGAGGCUAUGGCCCAAGACAAGGGCUUCCCGCCCUUGUCCAGAACCGUGGAGGUCCAGAUAGACGUAGUGGAUCGCGCAAACAAUCCCCCCGUUUGGGACCACACAGUAUACGGCCCGAUCUACAUUCGAGAGAAUAUGCCCGUCGGUGGCAGAGUGGUGUCCGUUAAAGCAAGCUCCGGCAUUGAAAACAACCCAACCGUAUUUUACCGGCUGAUGCCCGGCUCCACGGCUCAAACGAACAAAUUCCACACUUUCUAUUUACAACAAAGAGCUGAUAAUGGAUUUACUUGGGCCGAUAUUAAAGUGAAUCAUCCCUUGGACUAUGAGAGCAUUAAGGAAUACAAUUUGACAAUACGAGUCGAGAACAACGGAGCGCAGCAACUAGCCUCGGAGGCAACAGUAUACAUUAUGCUUGAAGAUGUCAACGACGAGAUUCCUUUAUUCACUGAGCGAGAACAAGAGACGGUGCUUGAAGGGGAACCCAUAGGUACCAAGGUCACGCAGGUCAACGCUAUUGACAAAGAUGGGACUUUCCCUAAUAACCAGGUGUAUUACUACAUUGUGGACUCACCGCGCAACGAAGGCAAGGACUUCUUCGAGAUCAGCAUGCAGACUGGAGAAAUCUUCACGAAAGUGGUGUUUGACAGAGAAAAGCAAGGUGCCUACGCUUUAGAAGUAGAGGCAAGAGAUGGAGCCCCCUCAGCGCGACCGAAUUCAGAGAACCAGCCGAAUUCAGGUGAGUCGAGAGCCAAAUCUUUUUAUUUAAACGAAAAGAAUAGGAAAACAUUCAUAUGUUAA
This is a messenger RNA of Pieris macdunnoughi, 2811 nucleotides long. NCBI's taxonomy places the organism in Eukaryota, Metazoa, Arthropoda, Insecta, Lepidoptera, Pieridae. The record is from the annotation of a GenBank genome assembly.